Messenger RNA from Cooperia oncophora, 540 nucleotides. NCBI's taxonomy places the organism in Eukaryota, Metazoa, Nematoda, Chromadorea, Rhabditida, Trichostrongylidae. The record is from the annotation of a GenBank genome assembly.
AUGUAUCCGAUUAUUGCUCACAAUGUUGCUGAUAACAGGCUCUAUCAUCAACCUCUACGGUUUCUGUGGACUCAUGCUGUGGAGCCACGUCUUCUUGUGCCAGAUUCGUCCAGUUCACCAUGCUUUUGUACUGCUCCCAUGAUACUGCCACCUAUCGAAGGAUUGGCAUCGGUAGAAUUGAUAGGCCCUGGCGUUGAAGAAGUGCACUUCGAUUUGCUGAAUGAGGACCGAAAGCGUGAUUUAGUGGAGAUUCUCACCACUGGUCAUGGACGUGUACCGGUUACUGUGACAGAAAGCUGUCUAGACGAUAACGAGCUGGCUCAGCAGGAAGACUGGACGUUGAGACAGAUAUUCGACCAUCGCGUAGAACGACCGUGCUGUAAAGUGACGAAGGUGGCGAAGGAGUUAGAAAGAAUGAAAAUAACGAACCAUCCCGGCGGUCCUGGUGAUCUGCGAUGGCGUUCGAUUGACAGCGCUCCCGCGAUCCGUCAGUACCUGAAGACUCUGCAUAUGGUAUGUCGCUUUCAUUCAAAUUCCUGA